Messenger RNA from Musca domestica (house fly), 875 nucleotides. RefSeq names its product neurocalcin homolog (gene Nca). The coding region runs from base 164 to 736 and encodes 190 amino acids. The record is from RefSeq and is a predicted model, not a curated record. Gene Ontology annotation, molecular function: calcium ion binding. The transcript has 6 exons. NCBI's taxonomy places the organism in Eukaryota, Metazoa, Arthropoda, Insecta, Diptera, Muscidae.
GAAUUCUAUAGAAUCUCUCGAAGAUUUGAUAACGACUGGUGCAUACAGGCGUAUAAUGUUUAGACACAGUAAUCUAUACGUAUGACACUACCACAUUACCAUUGAUAAUAACACUAUUUACUGAGGUAUUCAAAAAAGAUCCUACUCGGUAUGUGUGAAAAAAAUGGGAAAGCAAAACAGCAAAUUAAAGCCUGAAGUGCUCGAGGAUUUGAAACAGAACACUGAAUUUACAGACGCUGAAAUACAAGAAUGGUACAAAGGAUUUCUAAAAGACUGCCCCAGUGGUCAUUUAUCCGUUGAAGAAUUCAAAAAAAUUUAUGGAAAUUUUUUUCCAUAUGGCGAUGCUAGCAAGUUUGCCGAGCACGUAUUCCGAACGUUCGAUGCAAAUGGUGAUGGUACAAUAGAUUUUAGAGAAUUUCUUUGCGCCCUCAGCGUAACGUCUAGAGGAAAAUUAGAGCAAAAGCUAAAAUGGGCAUUCUCUAUGUAUGACUUAGAUGGAAAUGGUUACAUAUCACGCCAAGAAAUGCUUGAAAUUGUUACGGCUAUUUAUAAAAUGGUUGGAUCUGUAAUGAAAAUGCCGGAAGACGAAAGCACACCAGAAAAACGAACUGAUAAAAUAUUUAGGCAAAUGGAUCGCAACAAGGAUGGAAAAUUAAGCUUAGAGGAAUUCAUAGAGGGUGCAAAAAGUGAUCCAUCAAUUGUUCGUUUGUUACAAUGUGAUCCACAAUCCCAUUAACUCGUGUAUGUUUAUUUUUUAAGUAAGCAAUAAAUGUUCGGAUUAUUAUAACAGCAUUGUUAUUCUUUAUUUUCUAUAAGGAAUAACCUAAAUGAAUGACUAAUAUCUUAAUAAAUAUAUGAAACAUUAAAAUAAAAUA